AUGGCCUGUGUUGAUAUUGAGAAUAGAACUAUGACUUUAGAAAACCCCGUCUCUGUCAAUAUCCCAGAAAUCACAAGUCCAAUUUCUGACGUGUCAGAAAAUAGCCCCGUAUUAAGCGUCAAAAAAACAAUAGAAAAUACAGUUCAAAAAAAUGAAACAUCUUCUAAAAAAAAACCGAAAAAAAAUAAAAGAACUCUAGACAAGAACUUUGAAAAUAAAUCAAUAAACAAAUUAAUUUCUACGACAAAUGAACUAUCUAUAGAAGACACUACAGAUUCUUUUGAUUCAAAAAACCAGGAACCGACAAAUGAUGAGGCCACAUCUGAAAAAAAAAAGCUUGAAAAUAUUCCCAAAACCAGUAUCGUCAAUAAUACUAUAAAACAGAUCAAAGAUAUAGAUGCUAUCUUUGUAUCAAUCGACGUUGAACAGUGGGAACGAAAUAACCAUAUUGUAACUGAAAUUGGUAUCACAACAUAUCAUCCCUCAAAUCACUUCAUUCCUGAAAUGCGUGCUGCUCAUUUUAUUGUUCAAGAGUAUCUAAAACUUAGAAAUGGACGUUUCGUCAGCGAUAACAAAAGCAACUUUGCUUAUGGAAAAAGUGAAGUUCUUCCGAUGUCUGGUUGUAUUAAAGCUAUUAAUUAUGUCUUUUCUUCGCUAUCAGCAAAAUAUAAAAACGUCGUUUUAGUAGGACAUAAUGUUGGCGGAGACAUAAGGGCACUUCGAAAAUUUGGAAUAGAAUUUCCUAAAGCUUACAGUAUUUCCGAUACUGAGAGCAUAUGGCGCGAGACACGACCUUCAGGUCCUAGUAGUUUAGAAGCGUUAUUGCAAAUAUUUAAUAUUCCUUACUCGUUUCUACAUAAUGCAGGAAAUGACGCAUACUUGACGAUGAUUUUAUUGUUGAAGAUUUGCGAUCAAAAUCCAAGUUUUGGCAGUGCAAGAACCAACUCCAACUCCAACUCCAACUCCAACUCCAACUCCAGUAACCAUGCAACUUCACAGCUGGCAUAA
Molecule: messenger RNA, 1008 nt
Organism: Magnusiomyces paraingens
Lineage: Eukaryota; Fungi; Ascomycota; Dipodascomycetes; Dipodascales; Dipodascaceae
Exons: 3
Coding region: 1-1008 (335 amino acids)
Cellular component (GO): nucleus
Molecular function (GO): nucleic acid binding
Source: RefSeq, a predicted model, not a curated record